CGCGAGGCGCAGUUGGAUUUGUGUCGGCCGAGCGAGGCGCGACUCCCCUUUAUGGCGGAGCCGGCAGCGGCGGCUCUGACAACCGCGGCAGCCGGGCGAGCCGAGCAGGAGGCCGGGCCUCGGGCCGCCGGCCGCCGUCGCCGCAGCGGGGCCGGGGGGAGCGCGGCUCGCGCCGCGACGGGGGCGGAGGAGUGGGCGGGCCCGGCCGGACUGGGGGCGGGGAGGCGGGGAAAGGCGGGGAGCCGGGUCGCCGGCGCUCGGGUCCGCCUCUGA
Messenger RNA from Rangifer tarandus platyrhynchus (Svalbard reindeer), 273 nucleotides. The record is from the annotation of a GenBank genome assembly. NCBI's taxonomy places the organism in Eukaryota, Metazoa, Chordata, Mammalia, Artiodactyla, Cervidae.